AUGGGUCGGGGUCUCACCAGGUGUGGGGAGGGGUCUCACCUGCAGGGGUCGGGGUCUCACCAGGUGUCCCCCCCCAGGUUCCGCAGCUCCCUCAGGGAAUCCCUCGGGCCGGAGGCGGCGGCGGCCGAGUUCACCUGGGCCUGCGGGGGGGGCGUCAGGUUUUUGGGGCAGCAGCGCUGGAUCGGCCCCGGGAGCCGCUCGGAGCUGCCCCGGCUGCGGCACCUGCCCGUGGUGGGCAUCGACCUGAGCGGGACCCCCGUCACCUACGGGGGGCUGGACAACCUGGUGUCCCUGUCCCAGCUGUCACACCUGGAGCUGUCCGGUUGUCCCCACGUGUCCGACUGGCUCCUGGCUCGGCUCCACGUCUUCGAGGCCACCCUGGAGCACCUGGGGCUGGCCCGGUGUCCCCAGGUGAGCGAGAGGGGCCUGGCCACGCUGCACCACCUCAGGCGGCUGCGCUCUCUGGACCUGUCGGGGUUGGUGGUUCCGAGCCCGGGGCGGCUCCGGGCGCUGCUGGAGGCGGCGCUGCCCAACUGCCGGAUCCUGGGCAUGGAGUGACCCCGGGGAUCUGCUCGGGAUCCGCCCGGGAUCCUCUGGGAUCUGGGAUCUGCCCGGGAUCUGGGAUCCACCCUGAACCAACCCCUGAUCCACCUGGGAUACACCUGGGAUCCGCCUGGGAUCC
This is a messenger RNA of Poecile atricapillus (Black-capped chickadee), 682 nucleotides long. It is a transcript of the gene DMAC2, whose product is annotated as distal membrane arm assembly component 2. The transcript has 4 exons. The coding region runs from base 1 to 558 and encodes 185 amino acids. The record is from RefSeq and is a predicted model, not a curated record. Lineage: Eukaryota; Metazoa; Chordata; Aves; Passeriformes; Paridae.